AUGUCGAGAAUUCUGCACCCCCUCUCCGUCUAUUUCCCAGACCUUCUGGACUCUGAUUUCGAACUCGAUUGCAAGCUCGGGCCAGACAAGAAUUACCUCGAGCACAAUUGUUCCGGCCGAACGAAUCCGCCGCCAUCGUCGAGGUUGAGGAGGACGUCUGCGUCAAUGGUGACGACAAAGCAGUCGAGGAGCGCGAGGGAGUGGCCGAUAUUGGCGGUGGUGGUGUUCUUGUCGCCUUUGCCGGAGGUGAUGAUCACGACGCGUGGGGUCUUGCCGAAGUGCUGCGGCUUGCAGAUGUGCUGGAGGAGACUCCAAUUGCGGUCGGUCGGCUCUCUGAGGGAUUUUUUAUGGUUGAGGUGCUAUGGUGAAGUUUUGCAAUGGUAUUGA
This is a messenger RNA of Striga asiatica, 387 nucleotides long. The record is from the annotation of a GenBank genome assembly. Lineage: Eukaryota; Viridiplantae; Streptophyta; Magnoliopsida; Lamiales; Orobanchaceae.